Molecule: messenger RNA, 1545 nt
Organism: Mesocestoides corti
Lineage: Eukaryota; Metazoa; Platyhelminthes; Cestoda; Cyclophyllidea; Mesocestoididae
Source: the annotation of a GenBank genome assembly
AUGACAGUUCUGUAUUUAUAUGCGACGAUUCGAAGUCCGUGGAACGAAUUUUUCCCAAACACUCCGAUAAAUAUACGAUUGUGCAAAGCCUAUCGUGAUCGAGUUCCAGUAUCAUUCUUGGAGGAGUGUACAAGUGAAGCUGAUGAUGAUGUGGAUAGUGAUUGCAGCCGCCGAGAACCAAUCAGGAUGGAGGAUAUUGCAAAGCUCAGAGAAAUUGGCAGCGAGGUCAAAUCGAGGGUCUACCAACAGGCUGAAAGGCGCCUUAAAUUGUCUCUGGUGAUUCUGGACGUGGAGGAUACCCUUGCCAAAGAUGAGUCUUCCGACUCGGACUCACUGCAGUGCUGCGUUCUCCCGUCCUCAAACAGGUCAACAAUUACCCCACAUAUACAAAGCGAAGGAGGCGAGAUCGACUAUUUUCGUAGCUCAUCCUACCACGAAGGCUCGAGCCGACGGAAUCGAGAUAGUCGACUCCUGCGAAACACCGAUGUGACUUUACGCCAUCCGGACGAACGAAGUUUCCUCGGUGACCUAAAGUCCACCUCAGUUGAUAUCUUCCCCUUGCCAACACUCUCCUCCAAAACCGAGUCCUCAAUCACAUCCACGCUAACUCCAGACGAGAAGGAGAGCCGUCGCGCGUCGGUGGCACGCUUCAUCGCCGCCUCGCACCACCUCGACGACAAACACCUGUCGCGGACCUGGGAAACCAGCAAAAUCCUCAGCCAGUCGUCUCAGCUGAGACGCGCUGAAAGCCGUCUGCGCGACUCCACCUUCCGGAGCAUUCAGAAGGCCAAGAACACGGUGCUGCGGUUGUUGCACGCCCAGAUCGCUGCCAGGGGCUGGGGCAAUCUGGGAGGAGACGAUAGCGACGACUCGUCGCACAAACUGCGACAACUCAGCAGCCUCUCGCACACCCGAUCUACUCAAAGUCGAGACAGAGAUGACCUAGCGCAGUGGCGACUGUCUGGCGCGGAGAUGUUGGCGUUUGUUGAGUCUAAGCCCCAGGCCUACUGGAAACGCAUAAUUUACGGCGACAACUCGAGGCUCCAAGUCACGAGUGGUGACGACGCGAUGGACGAGGAACACAGAUCUACGUCGUCAAGUCGGUGGUCCAUCUUGACAACACCCCUAGGAGGCAGUUAUUCAGGAACUAGGUCAAGCAGGUUCAACGACGACGUAAGAGUUUCACUGGCAGUGCUUCAGGAGCGCCUCCAGCCGACGGCGUUCGCAGACAUGCUUCUACAACUGCAGGAGGAGUCACCGAGUAGUCAGACGUUAGGCCUCUUCCGGAAGGUCUUCAUGCAAUGCAACUCGUCGUUCAAGUUGCCAGGUAGCAUUAAAUCGAAUGAAUCCGUGAACCCACACUGGAAGCACAAACCAACGGCUGCCUUCACCAGAUUGGUAGAUCCACUCCAACCGCUGGCGCAUUGCGCAAACGACCGGCUAGCUCGGAUCGGCCUGCCCGCCAUCACGGGCAGCGUCAGAGGCUACCUUGAAAAAAUCGCACUUACACAAAAUAUCUACUUCACUACUAUGAAAAAAGGCUAG